AUGGUCAACUGUGUCGGUGUAUUCGAGUCGUAUUUCCUGACUGAAGCGUACCCGAACGGCUCCUACAUUGAGCCGUACACGGACUACUUACUGGAACACAACGCCACGGACGUUUUCCUAAAUGACACUCGUUCUCGUACGGAUGGAGGCAACACCAAGAUCGGAGACCCUCGAUUCUACAAGGACGCGUAUCCGAAUCCGCUACCCGAUGAUCUCUACAAUGACAACUGGGUGGCGGACCAAGCACUUCGACUUCUUAGCGAGAAACCCAAUGAUAAGGAGUGGUUCAUGAUCGUGAACUGGAACGGACCGCACUACCCGAUGAGUAUUACUGAGAGUAUGUACGGCCGUAUACAGAACCGUAGUUUUCCUCAACCAGUUGACUACACCGGCAACUUUACAGCUGAGAUGCACAACCGUACGCGAGCUGACUAUGCUGCUAUGAUUGAAAACAUCGACGCGCAUAUUGGUCGCAUCCUUGCUGCUGUGAAUCUGAGUGAUACUCUUGUGGUAUUUGCGAGUGAUCACGGCGAGAUGCUCGGUGAUCGUGGCCUAUGGGCAAAGGAUGUUCCGUUCCAGCCGUCGGUGAACGUCCCUCUCGUUAUUGCUGGCGAUGUGGUGAACGAGUCACUACGCGGAACGUCUACAGAUGCUGGUGUAUCGCUUAUUGAUCUGGCGCGUACUUUUCUAGAUGUUGGAGAGGUGCAGACCGUCCCUGCUCAAAUGUCGGAGGCCUAUUCCUUCCGACCACUUCUUGAGGGAGAGCCUCACAAGAAACGUGUGCUACGUUCGGCGCUAGGUACGUGGAAGCUCUGGUUUGACGGUCGCUACAAAUGCGUGAUCGGCUAUAGCGACGAUGAGCCAAUGCUGUUUGAUGUGGAGACGGACCCGCACGAACGUACGAACCUUUUGUUGUCUACCAACACCACAGAGCUUGCGCACUACGCAUCCAUUAUCCAGUGGCUCCUGGGUAAGGGUAAAGUUGUGCAGUAA
This is a messenger RNA of Phytophthora nicotianae INRA-310, 993 nucleotides long. RefSeq lists its product as hypothetical. The transcript has a single exon. Gene Ontology annotation, molecular function: arylsulfatase activity. Lineage: Eukaryota; Oomycota; Peronosporomycetes; Peronosporales; Peronosporaceae. Bases 1 to 993 code for a protein of 330 amino acids. The record is from RefSeq and is a predicted model, not a curated record.